AUGGGAAAGCCAUGGUAUGUGCCAGCAUAGGAUAGUAGUUAGAAGAGGAAAGAAGGAGAAAGAGAGUCACUUUUAUAUGUGUAGACAGCCUCACUCUCUACAUUUAGUAGAAAACAGCAAAACACCUGUUGGAUAUUAUUGGUUUUUUUUACUUUACCUAAGGAACAAUAUUGAAGACAACUCAUACUUUCUUUGGUUUUGAUCAGAAUGGUGAUCGGAAAAGCUGACGCUCGGAAAAGAGGCUUCAGCUUUAAGCAGGCCAUGUAAAAUAAGUUGCUGUAUGAAGCUCAUACACAGAGAUGGAGCUAAAGGUGUGGGUGGAUGGAGUGCAGCGCGUCGUCUGCGGCCUGUCCGAAGAAACGUCCUGCCAGGAUGUGGUCAUCGCUCUUGCUCAGGCAAUAGGGCAAACAGGUCGUUAUGUCCUUGUCCAGAAGCUGAGGGACAAAGAACGCCAGCUUGUUGCUAAUGAGCGUCCACUAGAAGCCCUGGCCAAGCUGGGCCAGUUAAGCAGUGAAGUACAGUUUAUCCUGCGGCGCACUGGACCCACCAGCAGCGAGGGCUCUGACCUGGACCGAGUGCCUUCCUUGCCAAAACUUCUGGAACCAGAGCUUCCGAAGAGUAAAGUACCCAAGAAGGCUCACAGCUUCAACCUGGGGCCAUCUACCUCUUCACAAGCUUUUGUUAAGCAACCCGAAAAUGUUCCAAAGGACUCUCCAGAGCUACGAGUGCCCUAUGGUCCUCCUGGAUCAUCUCAUGCCCAAUCUGGCCCAUCCAAAGAAGAGGUCUUCCGGCAGAUUCUUCAGCAGCAAAGCAGACUGCAGGAUCUCCAGGCCCACUUGGAAGCUCUGGACAAGCAGGUCUGGGUUUUGGAGCAACCUUCACCUCCAAGCUUUUCCCCAGACCUUAUAGAGGAGAUAAACUAUCUUGAAGACAAAUUUAGACAAAACGAGGCAGAACUGGCUCAUGGGGAGUACUGGGAGUCUGAGUAUCACUUUGAGGUUCAAAAAGAACAAACCAUACUCAAACAAUUAAGAGAGUUCAAUAUAGCUCUAGAUGACCACAAUCGGAGGAUUCAUGAAACAGAAACCCAGACCGGGAGACUUGAGCAUGACGUCCAGCUACAAGAGAACAGGAAAAAUGGCAUGCAUCACACACAAGCUAACGUGGAGCAUUCUCUGGGACAGAUCAGGGAACAGCUAGACAUGGUGCAGCAUCAGGAAUAUGAACUGAACUCUUCAGUUCAGGAGACAGAAAAGGAUCUCAAGAUGGCAGAGGAACUGCUGCAGGCGAAAAGCAGAGAGCUGGAUGAACUAAAUAAGGAACUACGGCAGUGUAAUCUCCAGCAGUUCAUCCAGCAGGCAGGAGGUCCUGCACCUCAGCUCAGUGUCCCAGCUGAUGACCCAGAACUUGCUUACCUUAUGCCUGAUGGGCAGAGCGAUGAAGAUUCAAAUCACUCAGUGUUAGAGUUUAACCCUCGCACAACUGCCAAGCAGAUCCUGGGAAACCCUCGCAGUCUGCAAAACCCACUGGUGUCCAGCCUCCAUCCAGAGGUCCUGCAAUCGAGAGAGGUGUCAUGGAGAUAAAGAUGGGAUUACAAGCCUGAG
Tachysurus vachellii is the source of this 1604-nucleotide messenger RNA. RefSeq names its product Ras association domain family member 7b (gene rassf7b). NCBI's taxonomy places the organism in Eukaryota, Metazoa, Chordata, Actinopteri, Siluriformes, Bagridae. Gene Ontology annotation, biological process: signal transduction. The transcript is spliced from 6 exons. The record is from RefSeq and is a predicted model, not a curated record. Bases 300 to 1583 code for a protein of 427 amino acids.